AUGAGGCCGUCAGGCUUACUCCGCCUGUUGGCCAUUUUUUUUACCCUGAUGGCCACGUGGUUCUUUACCCACACCUAUUUCAAGAGAACGGGUAAGACCAUCAACAUUCGAGGCUUGCUGGAUUUUUCCUCAAAGACAACCAGUGAGAAGCAUUCAAGAAAUAAAUGUGACAAUGGCAAGAAAUGCCCACAGGAUUUCUUUGCCUUUAAGAUCACAAGUGGAGCUGCCAAUGUUGUGGGACCCUCCAUAUGUUUUGAAGACAGCAUACUCAUGAGUGGCGUGAAAAAUAACGUUGGCAGAGGACUCAACAUUGCACUGGUGGAUGGAGUAACAGGAGCUCUCAAGAAACACAAAUACUUCGAUAUGUACUCAGGAGAUAUUAACACUUUACUGACAUUCCUAAAAGAAAUUCCAGAGAACACCCUAGUACUGGUGGCCUCAUUUGAUGACCCAGGCUCAAAAUUGAACCCAGAAGCUCGAAAAUUACUCACCAACUUAGGAAGUACCCAUGCAGAAAACAUUGGUUUCCGUGACAGCUGGGUCUUCUUAGGUGCCAAAGACAUCAAGGGAAAAAGUCCCUUUGAAGAGUUCUUAAAGAACACGCCAGAUCAGAACAAAUAUGAGGGCUGGCCGGAAGCAUUGAGGAUUGAAGGCUGCAUCCCCCGGAAGGUGCUAUAG
This is a messenger RNA of Trichosurus vulpecula (common brushtail), 678 nucleotides long. RefSeq names its product FAM3 metabolism regulating signaling molecule D (gene FAM3D). Lineage: Eukaryota; Metazoa; Chordata; Mammalia; Diprotodontia; Phalangeridae. Bases 1 to 678 code for a protein of 225 amino acids. The transcript has 9 exons. The record is from RefSeq and is a predicted model, not a curated record.